Messenger RNA from Acinonyx jubatus (cheetah), 3071 nucleotides. RefSeq names its product zinc finger protein 570 (gene ZNF570). The record is from RefSeq and is a predicted model, not a curated record. Lineage: Eukaryota; Metazoa; Chordata; Mammalia; Carnivora; Felidae. The coding region runs from base 197 to 1894 and encodes 565 amino acids. Gene Ontology annotation, cellular component: nucleus. Gene Ontology annotation, molecular function: DNA-binding transcription activator activity, RNA polymerase II-specific; RNA polymerase II cis-regulatory region sequence-specific DNA binding. Gene Ontology annotation, biological process: central nervous system development; regulation of transcription by RNA polymerase II. The transcript is spliced from 7 exons.
AAUUAGCGUACCGCUGCGUUUAAGGGCGCCAAGAUCUGCCCUGGAGGCUCAGCAGUUUUGCUGCAGCUGCUUCACUUGAGCCCGGCACUCCUCUAGGAGCCUGGAAGUGCAACUUGGUGUUGAAAAGAAUCUGAAAAGAUAAUUCUAGAUUUGCAUAAUUCAAAGAUCCUGUGUGCCCUUUAUCCAGUUUCCUCCAAUGUCAUCCAAGGACACUGCCAUUUCCCAAGAGAAGAGCCAAGAAGAGGAAAGAAUGGCUGUUGGACUUCUUAAAGCCAUGUACCAGGAGUUGGUGACCUUCAGAGAUGUGGCUGUAGACUUCUCCAGAGAAGAGUGGGAUUGUCUAAAUUCUUCUCAAAGGCAUCUGUACAGUAAUGUGAUGUUGGAGAAUUAUAGGAUCUUGGUGUCCCUAGGACUUUGCUUUUCUAAGCCAAGUGUGAUAUUAUUAUUGGAACAAGGGAAAGAGCCCUGGAUGGUGACGAGAGAGCUGGCCAAAGGCUUGUGCUCAGCACUGCUUUUGAUGUAUCCCAUACUUUUUGGCUGGGAAUCUAGGUGUGAGACUGAAGAAUUAACCUCAAAGCAAGAUAUUUAUGAAGCACAAUCAUCCCAGAAGAUUCUAGAAAAACUUACAAGCUGUGGCCUUGAGUAUUCCAGUUUAAGAGAAGAAUGGAAAUGUGAGGACCAUUUUGAGACACAGCCAGUAAAUCAGAAGUCAUGUUUCAAGGAAGAGACAAUCACUCAUGAAGAAGCCCUUGUUAAUAAAAGAGCACAAGAAUAUAACAAAUCUUGGGGAAAUUUCCAUCCGAACACACUGCUUCAUACACAACAGAUAACCACCAAAGAGGAGAAAGUACAUAAACAUGAUACACAUAAGAAAAGCUUUAAAAAAAAUUUAAUGGCCAUUAAGCCCAAGAGUAUCUAUACAGAGAAAAAACUUUUGAAAUGUAAUGACUGUGAAAAAGUCUUUAGCCAGAGCUCAUCUCUUACUCUUCAUCAAAGAAUUCAUACUGGAGAGAAACCAUAUAAAUGUGUAGAAUGUGGAAAAGCCUUCAGCCAGAGAUCAAAUCUUGUUCAACACCAGAGGAUUCAUACUGGAGAGAAACCCUAUGAAUGUAAGGAAUGUAGGAAAGCCUUCAGUCAGAAUGCACACCUAGUUCAGCAUCUGAGAGUUCACACUGGAGAAAAACCUUAUGAAUGCAAAGUGUGUAGGAAAGCCUUUAGCCAGUUUGCUUACCUUGCUCAACAUCAGAGAGUUCAUACUGGAGAGAAGCCUUAUGAAUGUAUUGAAUGUGGAAAAGCAUUUAGCAAUAGAUCAUCCAUUGCUCAACACCAGAGAGUUCAUACUGGUGAGAAACCUUAUGAAUGUAAUGUCUGUGGGAAAGCAUUUAGCCUUCGUGCAUACCUUACUGUACACCAGAGAAUACAUACUGGAGAGAGACCCUAUGAAUGUAAGGAAUGUGGGAAGGCUUUCAGCCAGAAUUCACAUCUUGCUCAACAUCAGAGAAUUCAUACUGGAGAAAAACCUUAUAAAUGUCAAGAAUGUAGGAAAGCAUUCAGCCAGAUUGCCUACCUUGCCCAACAUCAAAGAGUUCAUACUGGAGAGAAACCCUAUGAAUGUAUUAAGUGUGGGAAGGCUUUUAGCAAUGACUCAUCCCUUACUCAGCAUCAGAGAGUUCAUACUGGAGAGAAGCCUUAUGAAUGUAACGUUUGUGGAAAGGCUUUCAGUUACUGUGGAUCCCUUGCCCAACAUCAGAGAAUUCAUACUGGAGAGAGACCCUAUGAAUGUAAGGAAUGCAAGAAAACUUUCAGGCAGCAUGCACACCUUGCUCAUCAUCAGAGAAUCCAUCUUGGGGAGUCACUCUCACCACCCAAUCCAGUCAAUCACCAAGUUCUCUAGACACUAUCUCAUAAAUAUAUCCAGAAUUUAUGUUCUUUUUUUUCUAUCUCUAAAGUCACCGUAGAUUCAUCUCACCUCAAUCACCAUACGGUAGCCUUCCAAGAGGUCUUCCUAUAUCAACUUUUGAUCCCCUUAAAUUCAUUCCCACCAUGCCCCAAACUGAUUUUUUUGAGUAUAAGAAUACAUCACUGCCUCCAGUUAAAACUUUUUUUUUCUUUUUUGGCUUAUUAUUUUCUUAAACUAACAUCCUCAGUCUUUAAAUUGUCUAUGAGGUGCUUCAUUAUCUGGUUCUUACAUACCUUUCAGUCUUAUUUAUUCCAGUCUCCUUCACUGAGCACUAGGCACUUCCCAGGACUAAGAGCUUAGAUUCUGGAAAAUCAGCUCUACAACUGCUGUGGCAUUGUACGACUUUGAGUAAUUUGUGUGACUUAUCUAAACCUCAGGGUUUUCUUUAAUUCUUCAAAUAGGGAUAAUAAAGGAUACUGUAUUGUAGAACUGUGAUUAUUAAAUGAUAUAGUGUCUGUUGUAGACUGAUGCAUAUAAAGGAAUAAAUUUGCAUGUAAAGUGCUUCACGUAGCACAUCAAUUAUAGCAGAUAUUCAAUAAAUCAUAAUAGCUAACGUGUAUUGAGUGUCUACUCUGCACCAGGCACUGUUCUACAUACUCAGCAUAUGUUAAGUUACUUACUCCACAGCUAGAACAAAAUUCUUCAGUGGACAAAGUAGAACAUCCCUGGGAAGCAGCAGGUCAGAAUUAAGAAAACCUAAAAAUUUUAGAAACAUAAGUGGGAGUCUUUGCACUCUAGAUACGUAAUCAGGAUAGACAACAAGUAGUAGAACUACUAACACCUACAACCAGUUUUAGGAAGUUUCUAAAGAGAAUUGGAUAAACAAUAUAAGGAGAAUGAUGAUUGAGAAGAAUACAGAACUCACAUUUAGAUCAAGAAAAGAAUAGAGGAUCACAACUCCAAAAAACCAAUAAACAUAGAAAUUCAUACUGUCCCAUAAAAAUAUACCAGGCCCACGCAAUUGUAUGGGUGAAUCUAAGUAAUUUAAGAAGCAUUUAAAUUGUUCUACACCACAGAAAAAGUAUAAAGUUUGUGAAUGUUUUAGCCAGUGGUUGUAAAAUUUAAACCAAAUAGGAAUUAAGGGUAAAAAGCUACAGAUAAAUAUAUAUAG